GCAUUCAGGGACUCUCACUGCGCAAGAUGGAGUGUAGGCCGGCCGGCGAGACUGCACCUCCCAGCAUGCCUUGCAGCCAGGACUGGAGUCGGUACUUAAGAGUGAUGGGGUUCCCUAGAUACUUUAGGCCGUCGCAUCGGUUAUAGAGAUUGAGGUGGAACCCGGGGCCUGGGAACUGGACGCACGCGGAGGGCGAAGAUGGAAGCCUGGCGCUGUGUGAGGAAGGGCUACGGCCACUGUGUGGUGGGAAGAGGCCGAUACCCCAUGUUUCCCCAUCACUCGAGGAGUCUGGGCAGAGACUGGACUACACCGUGGGAGAAUCUGCAAAGGUGUUGCUGGAACAGACAUAUUUCUAGUUGUAUGAGGUGGCCUGGACAUUACUCUCGAGCUCCUUACCCAUACUUCAGUAGUAGGCAUUUUUCACUAAAUUGGAGACCACCCUGUUUGUUUGAGUCUAGAACUCAGUUCCAGUACUGUAACUGGAGACCUGACAACCUGAGCCAGACAUCUUUGAUUCAUCUCUCUAGUUACGUCAUGAACGCUGAGGGAGAUGAGCCUUCAUCAAAACGAAGAAAACACCAAGGUGUGAUAAAGCGGAAUUGGGAAUAUAUAUGUAGCCAUGAUAAAGAAAAAACGAAGAUCCUAGGAGACAAAAAUGUUGAUCCCAAAUGUGAAGACAGUGAGAACAAGUUUGACUUUUCAGUGAUGUCCUAUAAUAUACUUUCACAAGAUUUACUGGAAGAUAACUCUCACCUUUAUAGACAUUGCCGGCGGCCAGUAUUACACUGGAGUUUUAGGUUUCCCAAUAUUCUGAAAGAAAUUAAACAUUUUGAUGCAGACGUACUUUGUUUGCAAGAAGUUCAAGAAGAUCAUUAUGGAGCAGAGAUCAGGCCAAGUUUGGAAUCACUGGGUUAUCACUGUGAAUAUAAGAUGCGGACAGGAAGGAAACCUGAUGGCUGUGCUAUUUGCUUCAAACAUUCCAAAUUUUCACUCUUGUCAGUGAACCCAGUGGAAUUCUUCCGCCCUGAUAUUUCUCUGUUGGACAGAGACAAUGUUGGAUUAGUUUUACUCUUACAGCCCAAAAUUCCAUAUGCUGCCUGUCCUGCGAUCUGCGUAGCAAAUACGCAUCUGUUGUAUAAUCCAAGGCGAGGUGAUAUUAAGCUGACGCAAUUGGCAAUGCUACUGGCAGAGAUUUCCAGUGUUGCCCACCAGAAAGAUGGCAGCUUCUGCCCUAUUGUUAUGUGUGGUGACUUUAAUUCUGUUCCUGGUUCUCCACUAUAUAGUUUCAUAAAGGAAGGAAAAUUGAAUUAUGAAGGACUUCCCAUAGGAAAGAGAUGGGGUUUCAGCUUGUUGACCAGGCUGGUCUCGAACUCCUUACCUCGUGAUCCACCUGCUUCGGCCUCCCAAAGUGCUGGGAUUACAGGCGUGAGCCACUGUGCCCAGCUUCUUCUAGUAAGUAAUUAUUUUCACUUGGUUGAUUUAUAUCUUUUUCAUCUAUCUGUGGCAACAUACUGCUUGGAGGAAUUAACAGGCAGCAAAAAAAAAAAAAGUAUUGACAGACAUGGAUACUUCACCGAUAAGUAACACAAGGUGGCAGGAUAGAAUUUUGAAUGCUGGUUGUGGGCAAAAUAGUAAUUUAACAUUUAUUAUAUAAGUUUCCGUUGUAGAAUAAUAAAUAUUUUCUUUAGCUUAGCACAAUUUAUCUUGUGAUUAUUUUUAUUGUGCUUUCCUCUGCUUACUUUAGAGCAUUUCAUCUUCAGUAUAUUUACCAAAAUAAGCUCUCCAACACUGGAGUUUUGAGUAAUAGUUUAAAAUUAUUUAUUUAUUUAUUUUUUUGAGAUGGAGUCUUGCUCUUUCGCCAGGCUGGAGUGCAAUGGUGGGAUCUCGGCUCACUGCAACCUCCGUCUCCCAGGUUCAAGCAAUUCUCCUGCCUCAGCCUCCUGAGUAGCUGGGACUACAGGCGUGCACCACCAAGCCCGGCUAAUUUUUUGUAUUUUUAGUAGAGAUGGGGUUUCACAGUGUUAGCCAGGAUGGUCUCUAACUCCCAACCUUAGGUGACCUGCAGGUUCACCUCAGCCUCCCAAAGUGCUGGGAUUACAGGCAUGAGCCACCAUGCCCAGCCAAUAAGUUUAAAAUUUUGUAAGAGUUAAUCUCUCUUAGUACAGGUAUACUUCAUUUUAUUGUGCUUUGCUUUAUCGAGCUUCAAACAUACUGCAUUUUACAAAAUUGAAGUUUCAUAGCAACUCUACCUUAAGCAGCUCUAUCAUUGCCAUUUUUCCAACAGCAUGUGCUCAAUUCCUGUCUCUGUCACCUUUUGGUAACUCUUGCAUUACUCAAGCAUUUUCAUUAUUAUUACAUCUGUUAUGUUGAUCCAAGAUUAGUGAUCUUCGAUAUUACUAUUGUAAUGGUUUUGGGGUGUUAUGAACUGUACCCAUAUAAAAUGAGAACUUAAUCGAUAAAUGUAUUCUGACUGCUCCACUAAUCAUCUCUCUCCCCCUACUUGGGCCUCUAUAUUCCCUGAAGCACAACCAUAUUGAAACUAGGCCAAGUAAUAGCCCUGCAGCGCUCUCUAAGUGUUCAAGUAGAAGGAAGACUCACAUGUCUCACUUUGAAUCAAAAGCUAGAAAUGAUUAAGCUUAGCAAGGAAGGCAUUUUGAAAGCUGAGAGAGGCCAAAAGCUAGGCCUCUUGCACCAAACAGCAAAGUUGUGAAUGCAAGGAAAAGUUCUUGAAGGAAGUUAGAAGUGCUACUCCAGUGUAUGAAGGCAUAAUAAGAAAGCAAAACAGCCUUAUUGCUAAUAUGGAGAAAGCUUGAGUGGUCUGGAUAGAAGAUCAAACCAGCCACAGGAUUCCCUUGAGUCAAAGCCUAAUCCAGAGCAAGGCAUUAAGUCUCUUCAAUUUUAUGAAGGCUGAGAGAUGAGGAAGCUGCAAAAGAGAAGUUGGAAGUUAACAGAGGUUAAUUUAUGAGGUUUAAGGAAUGAAGCCAUCUCCAUAACAUAAAAGUACAGGUAAAGCAGCAAGUGCUGCUGAUGUAGAAGCUGCAGUAGGUUAUCCAGAAGAUCUAGCUAAGAUCAUUGAUGAAGGUGGCUACACUAAAUAAUAGAUUUUUUUUUUUUUUUUGAGACAGGAUCUCGCGCUGUUGCCCAGGCUGGACUGCAGUGACACGAUCUCGGUUCACUGCAACCUCUGCCUCCUGGGUUCAAGCGAUUCUGCUUCAGCCUCCCAAGUAGGUGGGAUUACAGGUGCAUGCCUCCACGCCGGGCUAAUUUUUAAAUAUUUUUUGGUAGAGGUGGCGUUUCACCGUGUUGCCCAGGCUGGUCUCGAACUCCUGGGCUUGAGCAAUCCUCCUGCCUCAGCCCCUCAAAGUGUUGGGAUUACAGGCAUGAGCCACCGCACCUGGCCAACAAUUUUUAAUGUGGAUGAAACCACUUUAUAUUGCAAGAAGAUGCCAUCUAGGACUUCAUAACUAGAAAGAAGAAGUCAGUGCCUGGUUUCAAAGGACAGGCUGACUCUUUUGUUAGGAGCUAAUAUAGCUUGUUACUUUAAGUUAAAGUCAGCAUUCAUUGACCAUUCUGAAAAUCCUAGGGCACUUAAAAAUUAUGCUAAAUCCACUCUACCUGUGCUCUAUCAGUGGAAGAACAAAGCUUGGGGAUGACAGUGCAUCUGUUUAUGGCAUAGAGUAUUUUAAGCACACUGCUGAGACCACUAUUCAGAAAAACAGAUUCCUUUCCAAAGAUUACUGUUCGUUCACAAGGCACCUGGUCACCCAAGAGCUCUGAUGAAGAUGUACAAGGAAAUGAAUGUUGUUUCAUCCCUGCUAACACUGCAUCCAUUCUGCAGCCUAUGGAAUCAAGGAGUAAUUUUGUACCUACAGGUCUCCUUAUUUAAGAAAUACAUUUCAUAGGCUAUAGCUGCCAUAGAAGUGAUUUCUCUGAUGGAUCUGGGGAAAGUAAAUUGCAAACCUGCAAAGGAUUCAGCAUCCUAAAUGCUAUUCAGAACAUUCGUGAUUCAUGGGAGGAGGUCAGAAUAUCACCAUUAAAAAGAGUUUGGUAGAAGUUGAUUCCAGCCCUCAUGGAUGACUUUGAGGGGUUCAAGACUUCAGGGGAGGAAGUAACUGUAGAUGUGGUGGAAAUAGCAAGAGAACUAGAAGUGGAGCCUGAAGAAUUAACUGAAUUGUUUCAAUCUCAUGAUAAAACUUAAAUAGAUGAGGAGUUGCUUCUUAUAGAUGAGCAGAGUAUUUUCUUGAGAUGCAUUCUAUUCCUGGUGAAGAUGCUGUGAACAUUGCUGAAAUUACAACAAAGGAUUUUAAAUGUGACAUAAAUUUAAUUGAUAAAACAUUGGAAGGGUUUCCAAUUUUGAAAAAAAGUUCCGUGGAUAAAGUGCUGUCAAAUAGCAUCAGAUGCUACAGAAAAAUCUUUUAUGAAAGGAAGCAUCAAUGGCUGCAGCAAAUUUCAUUGUUGUCUUAUUUUAAGAAAUUGCCACAGCCAACCCCCACUUUAAGCGACCAUCACCCUGAUCAGCCAGCAGUCAUUAAUAUCUAGGCAAGACCCUCCACCCAUAAAAAGAUGAUGACUCACUGAAGGCUGAGAUGAUUGUUAGGAUAUUUUAACAAUGAAGUAUUUUUAAAUUAAGGUAUGUAUUUUCUUAGGCAUAAUGCUAUUGCACACUUAGUAAACUACAGUAUAGUAUAAACGCAACUUACAUGCACUGGGAAACUGAAAAAAUUAUGUGACUUGCUUUAUUGAGAUACUCACUUUAUUGUGGUGGCCUGGAACCAAACCCGCAGUACCUCUGAGCAUGCCUAUAUUUGAUACAAUAGGAACUAUAUUGCAGGUAGUAAAAAAUGAUGAAUAGUGUUAGUUCAAAGCGAUAGAUCAUUUGUAUGUCCAAAUUAAAGAAAAUCAUGUAUGGGAAAAAGAUUGUCAUUUUUAUGUAAAUGAUAAGUGCUUUCUGAAUUGUAUUUGAAGAAAAGAAGAUUUUAUAAGUCCAAAGAAUCACUUAAUAUAAUGAAUAAAGGGUAAUAAUUUACCACUUUUGGAUUACCUUUUAUUUAAGACAUAAAUUUUUCAACUCAUAAGCUAUUUAAAAUCUUUUCACUUAAGAUACCUGUUGAAAUUUU
This is a messenger RNA of Gorilla gorilla gorilla (western lowland gorilla), 5117 nucleotides long. It is a transcript of the gene ANGEL2, whose product is annotated as angel homolog 2. Bases 199 to 1584 code for a protein of 461 amino acids. NCBI's taxonomy places the organism in Eukaryota, Metazoa, Chordata, Mammalia, Primates, Hominidae. Gene Ontology annotation, biological process: 3'-UTR-mediated mRNA stabilization. Gene Ontology annotation, molecular function: 3'-5'-RNA exonuclease activity; mRNA 3'-UTR binding. The record is from RefSeq and is a predicted model, not a curated record. The transcript is spliced from 6 exons.